Funneliformis geosporum is the source of this 653-nucleotide messenger RNA. NCBI's taxonomy places the organism in Eukaryota, Fungi, Glomeromycota, Glomeromycetes, Glomerales, Glomeraceae. The record is from the annotation of a GenBank genome assembly.
CCCUUCGAAAGGAUAAACCAUUCUCUAUUAUCCACAAUACUUAUCAACCACAGAAAGACAAGUUAUUUCGCUUGGCUCCUAAUAAAGAAACUGUGUUAGCUGAACUUUGGGACUGGGCCAAGAAAAUGUCUUUAUUACCUUUUGAGAAUCGGAAAAGUGCAUCACUUAUUUGUCAUCUUAGAAAGGAUGUGCAAGGGAUUGUUCGUGCUCUCAAGACUGAUUUUCCAGAAUUGAGGAUUAAAGAAUAUCAUGGUAAAUCUGAUCCAAUAGAAAAGGCUUAUGACUUCAGUAACGUAGAAGAAUCAUGGAGUGAUGUAGACCUUGUUGCAUAUACUAGCACUCUUAAAAUAGGAGUAUCGUGUACUAAUCCAAAGUUUGAGCGAGCAUUCUGCCUCUUCAAUAGCUAUAUAGAAACAAAUGCCGGAACGAAUCAGAUGUUAUUCCAAAAGGGGUUAUUUCAGUGGUUGUUGAAUGCUAAACGCGAAUGUCUCCCCCGAGAACUUCAAAAUAGAGGAAUAUUUCCAGAUAUAGACUCUAUCAUCUGGAAUAAAGAUGUACCAACUGUUCGAUUAUGGGUAGCAUAUAUGUUGGAGAAAUUCCAAUCUAUUCCUAAACCUGGUGAAAAUGAUAUAUCGUUAUCUCAAAUUGUGAAG